This is a messenger RNA of Mastomys coucha (southern multimammate mouse), 3073 nucleotides long. RefSeq names its product INSM transcriptional repressor 1 (gene Insm1). Gene Ontology annotation, cellular component: nucleus; transcription repressor complex. Gene Ontology annotation, biological process: negative regulation of transcription by RNA polymerase II; regulation of cell cycle process; neuron differentiation. The record is from RefSeq and is a predicted model, not a curated record. Gene Ontology annotation, molecular function: RNA polymerase II cis-regulatory region sequence-specific DNA binding; DNA-binding transcription repressor activity, RNA polymerase II-specific. NCBI's taxonomy places the organism in Eukaryota, Metazoa, Chordata, Mammalia, Rodentia, Muridae. The transcript has a single exon. The coding region runs from base 340 to 1911 and encodes 523 amino acids.
UCUGCCGCACCUACCGGGCGACCCUCGAGUCCCGGCCCCUUUUUUGCCGCUCCAUCGCCCUCCCGCCCUCCUCGGCGGUGGAGCUGCGGACGCGCUGAUUGGCUCUGGGGGAAGCGGGAGGCGAGAACAAUGGCCCCCUCCCCCCGUUAAAAGGGAGCGGCGCCCAGGCCCGGGGACAGGGACGCGCGUGCGGAGCGCAGAGCUGGGCCAGCAGCCGAGGGCAUCGCGCGAGUCCCGAAGUCGCCGCGUGCAGGCGAUGGGCUGGGGGCACUGAGGCACGCCGGGGCCGAGCACGGAGGUGGGACCCAACCAGUGCUUCGCCCUUUGCACCGCGCCAACAUGCCCCGCGGGUUCCUGGUGAAGCGCAGCAAGAAGUCCACGCCCGUGUCCUACCGGGUCCGCGGCGGCGAGGACAGUGACCGAGGGCUGCUGCUGUCACCCGGCUGCGGGGGCGCCCGCGCCGAGCCCCCGGUGCCCAGCCCCGGGCCGCUGCCGCCACCUCCGCCGCAGGCGCUCGCGGAGCGCGCCCAUGCUGCGCUCGCCGCCGCGCUCGCCUGCGCGCCAGGCCCACCGCCACCACCCCCGCCGGGCCCACGGGCCGCGCACUUCGGCAACCCCGAGGCUGCGCACCCCGCGCCUCUCUACAGUCCCACGCGGCCGGUGAGCCGCGAGCACGAGAAGCACAAGUACUUCGAGCGCAGCUUCAACCUGGGCUCGCCGGUGUCUGCCGAGUCCUUCCCCACGCCCGCCGCGCUGCUCGCAGGGGGAGGCGGCGGCGCCCACGGCGCUGGCGGCGGGGGCAGCGGCGGCGGCGGCACCUGCGGCGGAGACGCGCUGCUCUUCGCUCCCGCCGAGCUCAAGAUGGGCACUGCGUUCUCCGCCGGCGCCGAGGCGGCCCGGGGUCCCGGGCCCGGUCCUCCACUGUCCCCUGCCGCGGCCCUGCGGCCCCCGGGCAAGCGACCCGCGCCCCCCGCCGCUGUCGCUGCAGAGCCGCCCGCCAAGGCAGCCAAGGCCCCGAGCGCCAAAAAGCCGAAGGCCAUCCGCAAACUGCACUUCGAGGACGAGGUGACCACGUCGCCGGUGCUGGGGCUCAAGAUCAAGGAGGGUCCGGUGGAGGCGCCGCGGGGCCGCGCGGGGGGCGCGACCCGACCCCUGGGCGAGUUCAUCUGCCAGCUCUGCAAGGAGGAGUACGCCGACCCGUUCGCGCUGGCGCAGCACAAGUGCUCGCGCAUCGUGCGCGUGGAGUACCGCUGCCCCGAGUGCGCCAAGGUCUUCAGCUGCCCGGCCAACCUGGCCUCGCACCGCCGCUGGCACAAACCGCGGCCGGUGCCCGCGGCGGCUCGCGCGCCGCCGGAGCCAGAAGCCGCCACCAGGGCGGAGGCGCGCGAGGCUGCGGGCGGCGGAGGCGGCAGCGAUCGGGACACGCCGAGCCCUGGCGGCGUAUCCGAGUCGGGCUCCGAGGACGGGCUCUACGAGUGCCACCACUGCGCCAAGAAGUUCCGCCGUCAGGCCUAUCUGCGCAAGCACCUGCUGGCACAUCACCAGGCGCUGCAGGCCAAAGGCGCGCCCCCGCCGCCGCCGCCCCCCGCCGAGGACAUCCUGGCUUUCUACGCGGGGCCCGACGAAAAGGCGCCCCAGGAGGCCUCGGGCGACAGCGAGGCGGCCGGCGUGCUGGGCCUGAGUGCGGCCGCCGAGUGCCACCUGUGCCCAGUGUGCGGGGAGACCUUCCCCAGCAAGGGCGCCCAGGAGCGCCACCUGCGCCUGCUGCACGCUGCCCAGGUGUUCCCCUGCAAGUACUGCCCGGCCACCUUCUACAGCUCCCCGGGCCUGACGCGGCACAUCAACAAGUGCCACCCGUCUGAGAAUAGACAGGUGAUCCUCCUUCAGGUGCCUGUGCGUCCGGCCUGCUAAAGUGCGCCCUCGGUCCGGGGCCCCCAGAACUGUGCCUUCACUUGGAGACCCACAAAGAGAGCGCGCCCCCCAUGCCUGAUCUGGGGGCCCCUACCCCCCAUUCCGGGGUGAAAGUCUUCGCUUCUCUCGGUGUGGCGUGACGGUAACCCUGGUCUUCUCGCUGUGACUCCUUUGGACCCCAUCCCCUUUGCGUUGUGUCCCCCCUCCCUCAUGGCGCAACAGGAGUCCGUCUCUUUCUGUACAGGGGAGGAAAAAAAAUGCUGUAUACGUUUGUCUCGUGGUUGGACGCCUCCCUUUGAGGGGCAAAGCUGUUUUUCUUGCUAGUAUUCGCUGUGUUCAUGGUCUAGAAAAUGCGGUUUGCUCUGCCUACCAAUCUCUGCUCUCAAUGUCUGUAGCGUACGGGUUGUUUUGGGUGAAUCUUGAGGAAUAAAUGCCUUUAUAUUUCACAGGCUGUAAAUUGAACUUCCCACACGAUUAGCUUUAUUAUGGCUUGUGAACUGCUGGAGUCUGGCUUUACCUUUUUGUAUGUGAACAAAUCAAAUUGCUUAAAAAAGAGUUUUCUUUAGUAUAGCCACAAAUGCCUUGACCUGUUGUCUGUUGGGGACUGUUUUUUGGGGGUGGGAGGAGUUUUAACGAGAUGCUGUAGUAACUGCCUCAGUAUUUCAUGAAGACUUUUGAUUUGAUCAUCUUUGUUGAGGUAGGACUAUUGAGUUCCUUUUACAUGUAAAUGUUGAUUUAUGCGCAACUGUUAUUUAUUUAUUUAUUUAUAUUAAUUAUGAAGAUUAUGAUAUUAUUUGAUUGCAGAUUCUUCUCCUUUUUUUUUUUUUUUUUUUUUUUUUUUUUUUUUUUUUUUUUUUGUGAGCUUUCCCCCUGCCACUUUUGACAUUUCACUGUGCAUUUUAGGAAAGAACCGUUUUUCUAGAGGGGUCUGCUGAAAGUUUUAACUUUUCUCUCUAUCGAGGGAAUUACAGACAACGUACCAUUUUAUUCUGCUUGAGGGGCCCCAAGGCCCUUGUACAACCGACAGCUCUUACUUUUAAAUGCAAUCUCUUUUCUACAUACAUUAUUUUCUUAAUUGUUAGCUAUUUAUAGAAAGCUUCGAUAGAACUGUUUCAACUGUAUAAAUAUUUACUAUUCAAAUAAAAUAUUUUCAAAGUCAAAA